Messenger RNA from Salpingoeca rosetta, 4793 nucleotides. RefSeq lists its product as uncharacterized. Gene Ontology annotation, cellular component: membrane. The record is from RefSeq and is a predicted model, not a curated record. The transcript has 40 exons. Gene Ontology annotation, biological process: monoatomic cation transmembrane transport. Gene Ontology annotation, molecular function: monoatomic cation channel activity. Lineage: Eukaryota; Choanoflagellata; Craspedida; Salpingoecidae. The coding region runs from base 313 to 4620 and encodes 1435 amino acids.
UGCGAGGCUCGUUUUUUGUUUUGUGUGUGUGUGUGCAAACAGCGCGUUUGGGGUUGUUUGAGUUGCCAACCAACGACAGUGCUUGGCUCGUCGAUCACGCAGCACCACAUUUGACAACAACCUCCUGCUGCACCACCACCCCUUCUUGUCUUGACGAGCGCCUGUGAAGGGAGAAGGACAAGAAUAAGAAGAAGAAGAGCACUUGAUUGACACGUUGCAGACCAAUUUGCUGUGUGCACGCACUCAUCCCCUUCUACACGGUUUUGGCAGCCCACGCAUCCUCCGCCCCAAUCAACCACAACACCACCGGCAAUGUCGGACUGGCAAGAUGAGGAACAAGUGUCCUCCAUGCCACACGACGAUGACCAGGAGUACAGCGACCUGUACAGUGCUUGGAUUGAGCGCUCCUUUGCCAUCCACGUCCCCCCUCCAAACACAGAGAAACCAAAGAUCAGCAUGUGCAAACGUGCACCAACAACAUGCUAUGGCCAGGUGACCUUCGAUCAAGUACCCUUGUCCAACGGGGUUCCUCGGUCUGGACGCCCAUUCAUUCGCUUGUCAACCACGACGAAGCCUGCGCUGGUGACGCAACUGCUUUCGGAGCAAUGGGGCCUUCGUCUUCCACGCAUGAUCAUCUCUGUCACGGGCGGCGCAACCACCUUUGAGCUCCCUCCUCGCCUGGACAAGAUGAUUCGCCAGGGUCUGUGCAAGGCUGCCACGUCAUCCAAUGCAUGGAUUGUCACCGGUGGCACAAACACUGGUGUGAUGAAAUACGUCGGGCAGGCCAUCAAAGAUGUGCAGUCCCAGGUGACGAGCCCCCUGAUUGGAAUAGUGCCCUGGUCCAUCGUCAACAACAAGGACGCCCUCUGUGAGCUUGAAACGGGGGAUCCAACACGGGGGGCAGUUGUUUCGUAUGGCGACCCAGAUCGCUUCACGGGGCGCGCGUUCUGCUCACUCGACCGCAACCACACCCACUUCCUCCUUGUGGACGAUGGCACACUCGACGAGUUUGGCGGCGAGAUCAAGCUGCGCGCGGACGUGGAGCAGAAUGUCGGGUCGCGCAUCUCUGGCGGCCAGUUUGGCAUUGACUUUCCCGUUUCAAACGUCGUCAUCGCCAUCCAGGGCGGCCCCGGAACAGUGCGCACGUGCCUGGAGGCCGUGCGGGAUGGCAUUCCUAUUGUCGUCGUGAAUGGAAGCGGCAAGGCGGCAGAUGCGAUCGCGUACGCGUUCAACUUGCUGCACCACUCCCACAGCGACAAGUACAGCCAGGCGGGCCUGACCACGCUCGUACGCGAACAGCUCUCGCGCACCCAGCAGGACGACGAGGUGGCGGGCCUGGUCAAGCAGGUGCUGGAGUGCGCCAGCAACAAGGAGCAGGUGUUUGUGUACGAGGUGGACUUUUACGGCCGGCACGACGUUCCGCUUGAUGUCGCCAUUCUGGACGCUAUUCUCCAGUGGGAAAGCUAUCGAAUCGAGCACGGGGAGCUGGCGUGGCUGCUGGCGGAGGACGUGCCGCAGGAACACCGGAAAAAAGAGCGCUCGUUUCGGGCGGAGCUGCGAAAGGCGCGACUGCUUGAGCUCGCCUUGACAUGGGACAGGAUCGACGUGGCAAGACAAGAGACUGCCAAGUACCGCGUGCUGAAGGACUUUGACGACAAAAUCGCAUCAGAUCCAAUCACACAGGCAAAGGCACGCAUGCUCAAGUGGGCGCUGGUCAACAAUCGCCAGGCGUUUGUGCAGAUUUUCCUCGAGACGAUGGACACGCAGGACGUGACGGCGUUUCUGCGCACCCCGACAACAUCAGGCCUCACCCUGCCCUCUCUCCGCAAGAUCUCGCACUCCCGCUCAAAGACGCGUGCGAAAGGACGGGCAAGGCAAAUGAUCAAGUGGAGCAACUUGAAGCACCGGUUCUCCGUCCCACUGCCACCGACGCUCAACACCGACCCGCUGCCGGCCCACUGCCACUCCCUGCUCGCGGACAUUGCUGCAACGAAGAUGUACUGUGACCUGAAGGAGCUGUUCCAGUCGCGCCUGACGAUCACCCAGCGCGAGAUGCGGCAAUACGACUUCAACAUCGACUUUGACCACGACGACGUUGCCGACAUUCGCAAGCGCGAGGAACUCAUCAUCGAGGCGAACAAACGGUUCACGAUGGCCAACGGGGCCAAUGCAUGGCACAUGCUCUCGUACUUUGACGUCUUCUUCGUCCGAUUCCUGUUUGCGCAAGGAUUUAUGGUGUCACGCAUCCCUGUGUCGUCUUCUGGCCCGCCACCACGCCACGCGGAGGCCAUCGAAGGGCUCACGCGCGCCAUCCACCUCAUCUGGGUCCAUCGCAUGCUCGACGACGGCUGGUCCUAUGGAAAGGCGCUGGACGAAGAGAUGCAGGAGUCACCGCUCAUCUGCGCUUAUGACAAUCAGAACGACGGCAGCGCGUUCCUCAACGAAGACAUCAAACACGACAUGCGCGCACACGCUGCGCGGUUUAUGGAGACGCUGUAUUCGUCCAUGCGCAUCGUCAUCUGGCAGCCGAACACGCUGGAGAGUCUCUUCAUCCACCCAACACUCACCCGCACCCCACGGCACAACGCAAAGUACACCCACCUCGUCAGCCUCUUCCCGGGUGGCUCGUUCUGGGAGAGCCAAAUUCGUCAUGUGCUGGCUGAGGCGGUGCACUCGGAUGCAGAAUACGUCUACUUGUUUGAACUGGACCCAUUUUUCCUCUUGGCUGUGUGGGCAGCAGUGACCAACUUUCCAAGGCUCACGAAAUACUUUUGGCACCUCAGUCCGCAGUCGGCGAUUCCAAAUGGGCUGGUGUUGACGCUGGUGGUGAAGGCUGCCCUCGAACACGACGAGAAACUGCCGCCGGAGAGCAUUGUUGUGUUUGAAGGUCUCGCAAACGACAUCAUGGAGGAGUGCGUCGAUAUUCUCAACCACAUUGACCAGCGCAACUCGAAGCUUGCUGAGCGCAUCCUGCGGAGUCGACCCGUGAAUGGCGGGAUGGUGCAGACCACCACGCUCGCAUACCGCAUUGGAUAUGAGGCAUUUGUCGCCACAGACGCAUUCCUGCGUGUCCUCAACUACCUCUGGUACGACAACGUGGAUCCAACCAACGGUCUCAUCAAGAUUUUCAUCGCUGCACUCUUCCCGUUCUACCUCGUCAUUCCCGGAGAGCAGCUCAAGGAAUCACACGGCCACGCGCAUCUCGGGUUCUGGGAGACGCUGAAGCGAACGCUUCCCGUCCGCAUCGACACAUCCGUCGCCAUCGACUCGAACAGCGAUGGCGUUAUUGACGAAGCAGACGACGUGUACGAGGAACUGAUCAGAGACUCUUCUGUUGCAAACUUGAAUAUGUUUGACCGUGGUCCGCAGCGCUCUUUGCGUGGCGUGAAGGCGCUUCGACGAUCCAUGAGCGAAGUCAUUGUUCGUCAGGACUCUCCGCUCAAUGUGCUGUGGCGGCGACUGUAUUACUUCUAUACGUCGCCUGCUGUUGGGUUCCUCCUUGAGACGGUCUCCUACAUUGUUCUUCUCCUCCUCUUCUCGUACUCUGCGCUGCUGCCGACAACGAGCUGGCGCCAUGGCUUUCUCAAGGACCAGGGCCCUGUUCCAGCCAUCACCUUCAUCUGGAUGUGCAUCCUCAUGGUCGAAGAGGUGCGGCAAGCCACACACCAGGGCCUGCGCAUGUGGUGGGGUCAGUUGUGGAAUCGCUGGGACGCCAUCAUCUACUUAACUUAUCUCAUUGCCGUCGGCCUCCGCCUCUCUCCGCGCGAGGACGACCUGGGGCGCUCGCGGUACGUGUACAGCGGCGUGGCGAUCAUGCUGUGGACUCGUCUGGCCCGCCACUACGCCGUCAACCAGGACCUCGGUCCAAAGCUCAUCAUGGUGCAGCUCAUGGUGAAAGACAUUGUGGUGUUCCUCGGGCUGAUGGUGCUCGUCUUCGCAGGCUACUCCGUUGCCCUCUAUUCCGUGCUGGAGGAGAACCGCGACUGGGAACGACACACGUUCACAGAGAUGGUGUUCAUUCCAUACUUUCAAAUCUACGGCGAGCUCUUCCUUGAGGAAAUGCGCGACAAGACAACGUGUGCAAACAUGGAGUUUACAGACUGCGGCGGCGAUCCGGGCUGGUUCGCUGCGCCACUGCUUGCUGCGUACAUCAUGAUUGCCAACAUUCUCCUCGUCAAUCUGCUGAUUGCCAUGAUGUCGUCCACAUAUGAGGCUGUGCAGUCCCGCGCCCUCGAGCUGUGGGCAUACCAGAACCUCGACGCCCUCUUCGAAGUCAAGGAAACGUGGUUCCUUCCGGCGCCGUUCAACAUUGCCCACAACGUCUACCUCGGCUUUGUCUGGGUCUUGGGCCUGCUUCGGUCGACGUGUCAGCCAAACAAGGUGGCACCUGAUGAGGAAGGAACAGCAAACCUGAAGCAGUUUUUCCUCAUGAAACGGGCCGGCAAGGCGAUUGAGGACGACGCUGAUGACCUCACCGAGGCCUUCUGGCGCGAGUCACUCAACGAGGAUGAGCACGCGCGCGUGAUGGACGCCAUUAAGAAACUUGAGGGAGAAGUGCAGCUGGUGCAGCGCCUCGUCCUCAAUGACAAGGCUCCCCAUGCAACUGAAUCCAACAUUUGAUGAGCCACCGACCGACUUGUGUGGUAGCAACGACUGACGACGAAUCAGCAAGAAGGCGUCGUGCUGACGCAUGGAGCCCAGGCCAUGCAUUCAUGUUUGUGUUUGGCCUUGGACCGGUGCUUGCUUGCUUGCUGAGACGUUGAUUCUGACAUUACACAGCAUCCACCCGUGAA